Messenger RNA from Microbotryum saponariae, 1663 nucleotides. Lineage: Eukaryota; Fungi; Basidiomycota; Microbotryomycetes; Microbotryales; Microbotryaceae. The record is from the annotation of a GenBank genome assembly.
AUGGCCACUGUGACCGCUUCUCGAGUCGCCAGUCGGUCUCAAUCAUCCAGUCCUGCAUCGCCCUCCUCGGCUGCAUCGGCGUCGAUCAAGUCGUACUACCGCGCAGCGACGUCGGCCUUCUUGAUCCGUGAUUAUGUCCACACCUCCCAGUCGCUCCACUCGGCACAGCAAGUGCUCUCCGCCUCCACCUCCGCCUCAUCUGCACCUCCACCUUCAGACUGGGUGCACACCCUCGCCGAGUCCAAUACGAUCCCACCCAAGGUCGAAUGGGCUCGCAAGUUGACCAUCUUUGAGAUCACCUUCCUCGCGACUUGUCGAUCCCCCCCUCUGUCUACACCCGCAACAUCAAGCAGUGCCCUCCACCCAACACACCAAUAUUACAUCGACCUCCCCCUCGAUGCCCUCAUCCCGACGCUGUGGUCCCGUCUAAUCCUCCAAGACCCGACCGGCUCCUCCUCGACGGACAUCCACGCUUCCCCACUUGCCUCCUGCGUACACCCUUCGCUCGUCGUCGCCCUCGCCCUCGCAGCGCUCAAGUUGGAUCAACCUCGACAAGCAAGAGCAGCACUCGAGGCUUACCUAGGUUCGAUCUCGGAAGAACUCGAGUCGCUCAUCGAAGGUGUUGCUCGAUCGGUCGAUUGGGCCAUCGAGUUUCAGCUGGACGAGACCAUGUCCAUGUCCAUGCACGGCCACCACAACACCACCCACGCACCCAACAACCUGUCCUCUUCGGGCAUUCUGCAUCCCCACAUGGAUGCAACGAGGGCCUUGCUGGCCAGCUGGCUCAAGGUCGUCGAUCUACUGAGUUUGCACGUCCUCCCGAGGCUCGGACAGUGGGAAGCCGCGGGCGAUUCCAUUCGCUUGCAAGGCGUCGAGAAUGCGGGAUGGAUCGGCGACGUUCGACUUGAUGUGAGUGGCGCAGUGGUUCGAUUGCAUUCACCCCGAGGAGGUUUGUGCUGAUAUGAUCAAAUCCUACGCUCUCUAGGCCGCGCUUCAACAACUCGCGGCGUUACAAAGCGAAGAGAGUGAACAAUCCGCCUCGCGGGAACAGAGGAUACGCGCCCAAAAAGAGGCCGUCGCAACUGCCGCUGCUGCAUCGGCUUUGGCGAUGGAGCAACAGCAAGCUGCACAGCGUCGAGCGAGGGCGAAUGAUAAGGGUAAAGCUCGUGCGGUGACGAAUGAGGGAGUGGCCAAGCCCCCGCCACAUGCGCAGAGGCAUUCAUCCUCCGAUCUCAGUUCGAAUGGAUCCCCUGGCUCAUCCUCCAAAUCGAGUCAUAACGGACAUGGAAGGCCUUCGAACGGGUCAAGAUCGUCCGUCAGGCAUGACUCGCACGCCUCGGAAACGGGUUUCGCAGCUAUGCGUUCCUCCCUCACUUCGUACCUUUCCCAAGCCGUACCCUCAACAUCCACCGCCUCCUCAUCGGCCCUAUCCUCGAAUCGAUCUCUCUCAACAGCCCUUUUCGAGAGUCUCAAAGGAUAUGAUCCUGUAAGACUGUUAUCGACCGUCUGCGUGGCAUUCGCAUUCAUCACCUGGGUCCGACGAACGGCGGCGAGGAGGAGGGCGGAUGGCAAGAGUGGAUUAGGUGUUGUGGAAGGGCUUUGGACUGUUGUUGGAAAGUUGGGAGAGGUCGUCAAGAUGGGUACUAAGGUUACGCAGCUGUGA